Poeciliopsis prolifica (blackstripe livebearer) is the source of this 4157-nucleotide messenger RNA. RefSeq names its product ST8 alpha-N-acetyl-neuraminide alpha-2,8-sialyltransferase 2 (gene st8sia2). The transcript is spliced from 7 exons. The record is from RefSeq and is a predicted model, not a curated record. The coding region runs from base 519 to 1667 and encodes 382 amino acids. NCBI's taxonomy places the organism in Eukaryota, Metazoa, Chordata, Actinopteri, Cyprinodontiformes, Poeciliidae. Gene Ontology annotation, biological process: N-glycan processing; oligosaccharide metabolic process. Gene Ontology annotation, molecular function: alpha-N-acetylneuraminate alpha-2,8-sialyltransferase activity.
AAAAACAACACUUAGAAAAAUCUUGUAAGAACCCUUGAGGUAAUAGAAAGAGGAAACAAUGCAUUAUAAAGAUCCAUUACAUAAGGAGUGAGUGUGCUUAGUAAUGUGUGCAUUGGGCUACGGUGUUGAUAAAAUCUUCAAACACUGCUGAAGGCUGCAUGUGGUCUCGCAGCUCCGGCUGAGAGCUGUGGAGGUGCACGCUUUCAAAGUUUCACUGGGGGAAUUGAGACAACGGGAGACCGCAGCGGCACGUCGCCCCGGCGGGAGACAGGAGCGCAACAUCCGAGGAGGAAGAGAGACGGAUCGGAGGAAGACAGAAGGACCGCGUCUCACUCAGGGGAGUGUCCGAAAAGAACAAAGAGAGAGAGAGGAGGAAACAUGACAGAGCGGGUCCUGGGUUAACAGAUGGGAACUAAAAGGAGGUGGAUGUAACGCGGAGCUCGCUGGAAGGAAGGGAGGAAAGGAGGAGAGGAAGAGGGACUCCCGGGCCGGCGGCUGCAGCCCACCUCCCCUCAGCCAUGCCGCCCGUAUUCCGCUCUCUGCUGUUCGGCUUCCUAACGCUGCUGGUUGUGCUUUUUAUAAUUGAUGAUAUUGCAGAAGUGGAAAAAGAAAGCGCAAAUAUUGGGCUGACGAAGAAAACCAACGUUCACCAGCUCAUUCCAAAACCUCACAGAAAGGCGGCAGCACGCACACAACCAACUGCGACAACAACAAUCGGCAAAUAUCCUUAUCCUCCAACCUGUAACGGCACCACCAAACACUCAUCAAACAGUUGGGCCUUUAACAAGACACUCUCCAACCUCAUCAGAAAGAAUAUUCUCAGAUUCCUCGAUCCAGAGAGAGACAUCUCAAUUCUAAAGGGCACGCUGAAGCCAGGAGACAUCAUCCACUAUGUGUUUGAUCGUCAAAGCACCACAAACAUCUCGGAGAAUCUCUAUCGUCUGUUGCCAACCGCAUCGCCGAUGAAAAACCAGUACCACAGGCGCUGCGCCAUCGUGGGGAACUCUGGGAUCCUGCUGAACAGCAGCUGCGGACCAGAAAUCGACUCUCAUGAUUUUGUUAUCAGGUGCAACCUGGCCCCUGUGGAGGAGUAUUCUCAGGACGUGGGCCGGCGGACUAACCUGGUGACCAUGAACCCCUCGGUGGUACAGCGGGCCUUCCAGGACCUGGUCAGUGACGAGUGGAAGGAUCGCUUCCUGCGGCGCCUGCAGAACCUCAGCGGCAGCGUGCUGUGGAUCCCGGCCUUCAUGGCGAAGGGCGGGGAGGAGCGUGUGGAGUGGGCCCUCCGCCUCAUCCUGGUGCACACAGUGGACGUGCGCACGGCGUUCCCGUCGCUGCGUCUGCUCCACGCUGUCCGAGGGUACUGGCUCACCAACAACGUUCACAUCAAACGUCCCACCACUGGCCUCCUCAUGUACACCAUGGCCACUCGCUUCUGUGAGGAGAUACACCUCUACGGCUUCUGGCCAUUUCCUCUCGGCCCACAGGGCCGGCCAGUGAAGUACCACUACUAUGAUACUCUAAAGUAUGAGUACACAUCCAGCUCCAGUCCUCACACCAUGCCCCUGGAGUUCAGGACCUUGAGCACUUUGCACAGACAGGGGGCGCUCCGGCUCCACACGGGAAGCUGUGAUCUGGACCGAGGAGCACAGAAAGAUCUCAGCUGAAGCCAUGAUUCUGACUCCGCAAAACAUUAUUGCUUUUCGGGUAAAAAAAAGCAAAAAAAAAUUUCUGAUCAAAAUUGAAGGACAAAUUGAAUGGGAACACUGUCAAUUACAGCCUUUCGUAUUGACUCAUUAAGCGUAUUUUACCUUUAAUGAGAUUUCUAUGGCAACCGAUAUCUCUUGGGGGUUUACCUGUGAGCUUCCACAAAUGCAGCAAAUGGUUUGUGUUUUAUGUCUGGGGCUACAGGUGUAGAGAAGACACUAAAAUGGGCUAUUUUUCUGCUGUUUUAAAGAAAAAAUGACUCUAACUGCAUUUUAAAGUGAACUAUUUAUAUUGUAACACAGCAGGUACCUGUACACACAGGAAAAAUCUGUCACUUGUUCCCUGCGAUUCUGAAUUUAUACAAUACUGUUUGUAAAGCAGACAUUGUUUUUUUUUUAAUGAAAGCAGAGGGAUGAUAGAAUGUCUAAGAGGUCAUUUUAAUACCAAGUAGUUCAUAAUCUGAUGGACUCCAUUAAAUCAGUGAUCUUAACUCUGACAUGUCCGCCGCAUGAUGAGCGGCUGCUUGGUGGCUCUUGCGAUGUCUCGUUGGGCCACAAGAUGGAAGCACUGAAUAAUCAGGGACAAGAAUGUACAAAGUUCUAAUCUGAGCUGCUUUGUUUCUAUCAUUCUUAAAGAACUUUUCUAACUUCACAUAAAGCACCUUAAAUUCCAGUGAUCCCCAGUGAACUGGAGCCAACAUUUGAUGAGGUUGCCUUGAGAACCAAAUGACUGGAUGGAAGCAUGCGGUGCUGUGUGUACCUCCCGUGAGGAUAAAGUAGCAGUGCGCCAGCUGUUCACAUGCAAAUGUUUGCUCAGCCAACACUAAACUCAUUUUGCAGAGUUUCCUCGAAGUUUCUGCACUGGACACGUGAGAUAUGCAAGUACAGGAAGUUGUUUGCUGUUAGGAAGGCGAGCUUAGCAUUUUAAAAAACAUGAAUGUAUCAGUGACUUUCUUACAGUAAGUGAACCAUAAGAAUGUGCUUUAAAUUUAUCUGUAACUGAAGAUGUUCGGUGCAAUAACCCUCAAACAAGGUAGAGCAUUAAAUGGACGUGACUUUUUCUUGUAUAGGAACUUUUGAUUAAUAUUAAACCAGUAUUUAUAGAGAAUGAUAGAUUUAUUAGCAUAUUUAAUUGUAGCUGACACUGUUCUGUGCCUAUAAUCAAAAAAUGCCAAUGUAUUAAAAGGACCACCAACCUACAUGUUUGUAAAUACAAAGUUUCAGGAUUCAUGACAAAAAUUGUCCUACAUACAGCUUUGGCCAGAACUAACAGAAAGUUAGUUUGAAUGUGAGAUUAUUAUUAUUAUUAUUUAAACAUUUUUUUCAGGGUGGAGUGAUUAUGCAUCAUCCAACUAUGAUAAAAUAUAAUUAGGUGCACAAAUUAUUUUGGUUAUGGAUUUUCUCUAAUUUAUACAAGGUCAUAAGUAUGCAUGCUGACUCAAAUAUAUGUAAAUGCACCCACUAUUAUGUCAAUAACAGCCCACCAAUCUGAAAUCCCAACAAGGUACCGAAUGACCAAAUUCCCUUAUUUUAGCCGUCAGGAAAUUUCGACAGAAGCUUAGCAAAAAUAAAAAUUUGUUUAUCCAACAAAUUCUGCAUUGUUAGAAAAACAAUUCCAAAUUGUUUGCCUAAAUCUAAUCAAUUCAAAAAUAAGUUAAAUUUUAAAUCAAUUAAUUGGCUGAAGUUGUUCCAUAAGCUUAAUUUUUAUUAAGCUGGUGAUUUUUUAUUUAUUCCAAUACCAGUGUUAAUGUGUGCUUGGACACUGUAGUAGUCGUGUACAUGGCCGUCAUGUUGAAGUUUUCACCACUUAUAGUUGGUAAUUUGAUGUUAAAUGCCCCUUAUUCUGAAUGAAGAAAAUUCACAGUAAAGUUGUGUGCAAAAAUUCUCUUUUUUUGUCCCUUAUAAAAACAAUGUUGUAUAAAUGUUUCACCCUGUAAAAAGAGCUCUUUAAAUAAAUCAUUGAUAGUCCAGAAUGAACGGAAAUCAAGACUCACUCCCCUCUGCGUCUGUCUUGAGAUUUCUGUAAAGAAGUAAACAGACUGUAUACACACAAAUACGCAAAAAAGUUCAGACUUGAGGGCUGACAUUUUCUUUACGUCACUAAGUAUUUAUUGUAAUGGCUGUACAGCGAAAAAAAAAAACAUUUUGUGGCCUGAUUAAUACUUUUGUACUUCCCCUGAUGUUACGCUUCAGCAAAAGGUUUGUAGAAGCUGUUUUUUGUAUUCCUAGUAAUCAAUUUGUGCAUUUUACUGCAACAAAAAUGCUCCCAUUAAAAAGAAUUAGUGGAAGCAUUUGAAAUAUUCCAGGACCUUCUCUGCAGCCCAACAAGAUGCCUCUCAUGCGCUCGCAGUCAUGUGAUUUUUCUCUGUAUAAAAAAAACAAAAAACUGUUUUUUAGAGAGCUUUUUGACUAGAUGCGACUGCUUGCUCGCAUGUUGGCCUUAUUACCUCG